Molecule: messenger RNA, 300 nt
Organism: Symbiodinium pilosum
Lineage: Eukaryota; Dinophyceae; Suessiales; Symbiodiniaceae
Source: the annotation of a GenBank genome assembly
AUGAGCGAGGAUGGAACCCUUGACAUCACGGAUGCUUCCGAAAGCAGUCGCACCUCCAAGCAGUUGGAGGAGCUCAGCAUCUCCUCCCCCAACUUGGAACACGUCAACCAGCACAUCAUGCAGAAGUUCGAAUCGCUGGAGGCACACGCCGCCAUCGAGAGUCUCAAGGGCGAAAUGGAGGUCCUCCGGCAGAUGAGAGCCUUGGGGUACGGAGGCCUUCGAAUUUACCAUGAGGCCUUGAAGCUGACUGAGCCCUGCAGAGAAGAAGGCAAGUUACUCGCACGAAGCGGAGCGCUAGCA